AUGACGGGCUUCUGCUGUUGUGGGGUACCUCGCCCUCCCAGAACAGUGACGCCGUCGACACCGAGCCCCAGGAAUCAAACCCCGAAACCCUCGGGUGCACUUCCGCCACUUCCUCCUCCUGCUCGCUUACCUGUUGCAGGACCACUUACAUCCAACCCAGUCAUCGCCAUUCCGCUGGCCGUUGACGCUUAUCCAGACUCUUCCAGCAAGUCUGGUACAUCGCUGCAGCUGGCAACAUCUUCUGUGAUCGUUCCGAUUGGGCCAGCCGACUUGAGCGAUCUCGUGGUUGAAGACUCGGAGGACGACUUACCAGGCAGAUCGACCGAGCCAAGCAAGAGUACCAGCACUCUCCAGCUUGUCAGAGAGAAUAUUCGUCGUCACUUGUCCCAAGACUCCUUGCCAAAGAAAAAGUCUCGCUCAGCUGUUGGCUCCAGCCAAGAGGAAAUCCAAAGACGGGCCGAGCUCAAGAGACUGAUGCACAAAAGGAUACAAGAGGAACUCCGCAUUGAGCAAUCCCACGAGCGGUCUCGGAGUGAGGUUUCCUCUGUGCUGCCACCACCCAGAUCCUCUUCGCCUGACUACCUUCCGGGUGGAGGGCCCCGUGAUGCAUUAGAGUUCUCGGUAGCCCAAGAAGAGGAAGGAGAGGCACAUUCCGAUACGACUUCCUCGUCCAUUGCAAAGUCCAGUGCCGAUGUCUCUGCACCAGGAAAGGCGGCUCCCCUUUCAGACAAGGAAAACAGCUGCCCCCGAGUAAACAGUCUCAAAUAUCCAACAAUUGCGGUUAUCCAGAAGCCAGUUCGAGAACGCAGUUCACUCCCAGAGAUGCCAGCCUCUCCGGUCUUGGCUCCGCAGCGCUAUUCCAAUACUAUUGACACUUCCUCCUUGGGCUCUUGGAGGCUUUCUUACAGCGCUACUCAACUCGAAGACUUUCUGGGCUUCAUCGAUCAAGAUGGUUCCUCCCAAGAUGCCGAGUCUUCCCUCAAAGCAGCAGCUUCGAGGGCGGUUACCUCACGUUCAGUACCGCUACUACGCCGGUCCAAGUCAGAGACUCGUCCACGCUCUUCCUCGGCCCGCACUCCUGGGAAUGCAACUCCAUGCGUGUUGGAUCAGUCACCAAUGGGUAUUUGGCUCAGAAGCCAGGGUCUUGGAUCAUGUUCGCCGUCACUUUCCUUGGGUAGGUCUUCGGAUAGAGACGGUGAUCCCGAAAUAAGCGUGGAACAGGCUAAAGUGGUCAUGCUCAAGAGAUGCAGCUCGAUUCCCAACCACCCUGGCGGUGACAUUAGUCUUCAACGUCCUGAGAUUGUCCAUCUUCAUGACAUGGAUAUCCAUCGGCAGCUUGCUACACAGACUCUGAACACUCCUGAGGAAUCUCCUGCAAAUACCGAGUCGGAACAGAACACAGUCCGUAGACAGCCUAACGGUCAGGCUGGCCUCAUCAGCAACCCAUCAUCGGCAUAUCCCUCAGCUGGACAUAGCGCCGAUCCUAGCGCAGGAACUUCUUCAUCGCAUCUACCGUCAGGUGUCAUGGGUCCCCAUAACUUGCUUUCAGCGACACCACUGCGAUGGCUUCUUCCGUCCAACCCUUUUGGUGAAAGCCAUUCGAACAUGGCCACGGGAGGGAGCUCGCUCGAUAGUCCUACUGAUGGAGGCACCGCCACUCAGACCGAGCUAAUCUCAUCGGGCGUGGCAUCAGAUACCAUCAACAAACGAGCGCGCCCUGGUGGCCAAGAUCAAAGCAGCAGUCCCGUGUCCAUUUCCACUGAACUUUCUGCCAAGACACUUGAAAGCAAUCCAGAGCCGAGCGAUAAUGUUUUGAACGUCGCAGGUGUGCGCAGAUCGUCACUCGAGAGCCCAGGACCCGAGAUACAGAGGCCUCGAAAGUUUCCAGAGGCAUGGGCAAGGUUUCCUUCGUACAACCGUGCAGAACGAAAUGAGGACCACGAAAAUACGGACCAAGCUCGGACCGAGCGAAUAGCUUCCCAUAAACCGCCGAACCAAGAGAUUACACAGACCGCGAUCUCUGGGGCUAUUUCCAACCGCCAACAUAACGGGGUCAUGGGUCACAGACAGAAGAACUCAAUGUCAAGCAAAUUCGGAAAGGCUCUCAAAUCCGGCCUCGACAAGCUUGUUCAUUCCCGAAGAUCAUCAGACGUUUCGUGCGGGGAUUCGCAUCUUGACCAAGCAAGAGCCACACUGGAAUACCCAGAGCUUGCACUCCAUCCCACCGAGGCUGGUUAUCGAGAACUCGAAGCAUUAGGCCGAGAAAUCAGGCGCCUGAAGCGGUUGGUGUCGAAUGAGGUGGAAGACGGACCCAGACCUUGGGUAACUCUCCCUGUUGGUUCCGAUGUUGAACUUGAUGGGUCCAAUGCCGGCAGUCAUCGGAAUUUGACUAUGCCAGGCACUUUCCCCAGAAGUCGUGGAGGGGAUUCAUCAGCUACCACUGACAAGUUUGCGACGCCACUCAGCUCUCCCUCUCUCAACGAUGCUUCUUUUCACUCCUUUCCGCGGUCAUACUCGCCAGAGUCCAGUCGUCAGUCGUCUAUCCCCAUUUCGAACAAAGCGGUUGUGCCAGAAAUCAAAAUUACCGACCUGAGUUCGGUCAAGAGUGAUACAACAUUGGUGCUGAGAACACAUCAGGUCAGAUUUUCGGAUGAAAAUGGCCAGUGUCAGAGUGAUUCGGCCACUUCUGGCUCCUCAAAGUACAAUACCUGGAGUGGUCCGAACGAUUCGCAGACUAUCGAUGAUGCAAACGAGUCAGACGAUAGUGAUCAAGUGUUUCCCACAAACAACAAGCGUGGAUCUCAUCUGGAGAACUCGCUUUCAAUCCAGGAGAUAGCCGCCGGCAACGUGUAGAAAAGGGGGAAGAAGUGAACCAUCACUGGUUUUCAAUGAGCAAUCAUAUUUUUAUUUUUGUUGUUUCGUGCCUUCUUAGCUUCAUCCCUUGAUGGAUUUUCAAGUGUUAGGUAUUGUGCGGAGUAGAGAAUCAACGUGCAUUUCCAGUGUUUGGUGGUUCUGCAAAAGUUGAAAGGCCUGAUAACCACGCCAAAAGAGUGUGAUUAUAACCAGGCGGAACUGGGCAUCAUUGUCUUUGCGUUACUGGCCAUCACGUGUGGUGUGGGAAACAAGUAAUGACAAGCUUUCUCUGAUGUAACGACUUACAGCAGCUGUGUUAGUAAAACCAGAGGUAGUAUUUAAGCGAUUAUCAUCAGCCGAAAGGCCAUCCUCUA
Molecule: messenger RNA, 3227 nt
Organism: Neurospora crassa OR74A
Lineage: Eukaryota; Fungi; Ascomycota; Sordariomycetes; Sordariales; Sordariaceae
Exons: 4
Coding region: 1-2853 (950 amino acids)
Source: RefSeq, a predicted model, not a curated record